CUGUGCCCAAGGUUAAGGCAAGAUAUGAGUUAUGAGACUGGACUAUUCACAGCAAAUGAGACACCACAGAAAUGUGUUGUAAAACUUCCCACUACAGCAGACGAUAACCUGCGGUUUCUUGCUCUUAUGCAGCUCGUUCCCGGAGACUACGCGGCGGUUUUUUUUUUUUUUUUUUUUGAAGCAAAUGUAGGUUUUUAUUGAGACGCCGUUGUCGGACAGCGAUUUGAGCUAGCACGUUGCUAGCUUAGCAAGUUGACUUGAGUGACAGGCUAGUGACGGGGGAGAAAAGUGCUCCGCUUCGGUGUGAAGGCAACGCGAAUUGACGGCAAACACUCCGGAAAACGUCGGCAUUUCCUUAUUUUAUUAUUUUUUUUGUGUGUGUACUUGGAUGAACAUUUCUCCAGAAGGUUUGUGUGAUUUUGCCAAAAUGCAACAUCAUCAGCAGAGGAUGGCAGCUUUAGGGACAGACAAAGAGCUCAGCGACUUGCUGGACUUCAGCGCGAUGCGAAACAGCGAUUUGAAAACGUUCCCAACAUCAAUGAUGUUUUCUCCUCCGGUUAGCAGUGGGAAAAAUGGACCGACCUCAUUGGGAAGUGGGCACUUCUCCGGCUCAAACGUGGAAGACAGACUGAGCUCAGCGUCCUGGGGAAACAGCAGCCGCAUAACAAAGAUUUACGUGGACGGCUCUCAAUACUCUCACAUGGCCGGUCGGGACUUGGGGUCACACGAUGGCAUCUCUCCUCCUUACGUGAACUCUAGGCUGGCAGGUAAAACAGAAAGAGCGUCGUACUCAUACGGUCGUGACUCGAACCUGCACGGGUGCCAUCAGCAGGGCAUCAUGGGAGGGGAGAUGGGAAUGGUGAGUCCCGGGACGGUAUCCCCCACUAAACCAGGCUCUCAGUAUUAUCAGCAUUACAGCAGCAACCAACGGCGAAGACCACUUCACAGCGACUCUAUGGAGGUCCAGACAAAGAAAGUACGCAAAGUCCCACCAGGCCUGCCCUCGUCGGUAUACGCACCGCCUGCCAGCACCGCAGAUUAUAAUCGAGACUCGCCGGGGUACCCGAGCUCUAAAGCACCCAGUGGCAGCUUCCCCACCUCCUUUUUUAUGCCAGAUGGGCAUCACAGUACAGACCCAUGGAGCUCCUCCAGCGGUAUGAAUCAGGCAGGUUACAGUGGAAUGCUGGGAAAUUCCUCCCAUGGCCCUCAGAGCAGCAGCUACUGUGGCCUGCACCCACACGAGAGACUUAGUUACCCAUCACACUCUUCGGCUGAGAUCAAUCCCAGUCUUCCUCCGAUGUCCACUUUCCAUCGCAACAAUGGCACAAAUCACUACAGCACCGCCUCCUGCACAUCGACCACAAAUGGAACAGACAGCGUUAUGGCAAAUCGAGCACCAAGUGGAGCAGCGAGCAGCUCACAGACUGGAGACGCAUUAGGAAAGGCCCUGGCUUCUAUCUACUCUCCUGAUCACACCAACAACAGUUUCCCCUCAAACCCCUCCACCCCAGUAGGAUCUCCACCCUCACUCACAGCUGCAAGUUCAGCCGUUUGGUCCAGGAAUGGUCAGGGAGCAUCAUCCCCGAACUAUGAGCCUCCAAUUCACUCACUGCAGAAUCGUAUAGAGGAUCGUCUGGAGAGACUGGAUGAUGCAAUUAACGUCCUUCAGAGGCACGCGGUUGGCCACAGCGACCUACACAACCUCAUCACGCCAUCACACACGCACUCACAUUCACACACACACUCGCACUCACACACGCACAAUGGUGGCAUGGGCAGCCUGAGCUCCAGCUACGGCACCGGCCUGCUCCCGUCCAACAGACAUUCCCUUAUGGUGGGGUCCCAUCGUGAGGAGGGAGUAGGGUUGCGCAGUUCUCACUCCAUUGUGCCCAAUCAAGUGCCCGUUCCUCAGCUGCCAGUUCAGUCUGCCACCUCACCAGAGUUUAAUCAGCCUGAUCCGUACCGGGCGCUCUCCAGUGGACUGCAGGGCCAGAGCACAUCUUCAGUGAGUUCGGACAUUAAAUCAGAAGACGAAGGAGACGAGAACCUGCAGGACUCCAAAUCUUCAGACAUCAAGAAGGAGGAUGUGGACAAGGACCUGAAAGCUAUAGAGAGCAACAAUGAUGAUGAGGAUCUGACUCCGGAGCAGAAGAUCGAGCGCGAGCGUGAGAGACGGAUGGCGAAUAACGCACGAGAGCGUCUCCGUGUACGAGACAUUAACGAGGCAUUUAAAGAGCUCGGGCGCAUGGUGCAGUUGCACCUGAAGAGUGAUAAACCGCAGACCAAACUGCUGAUCCUACACCAGGCCGUCGCUGUCAUUCUCAGUCUCGAACAGCAGGUCCGAGAGAGGAACCUAAAUCCAAAAGCAGCAUGUCUAAAAAGGCGAGAGGAAGAGAAAGUGUCCUCAGAUGCCCCGCCUCUCUCCAUGGGUGGAGCUCACCACAGCAUGGGCGAUGCCUCCAAUCCAAUGGGACAAAUGUAAAAAGCCACACCUCCUCCCUAAAAUGGUCAAAGCUGCCGGACUUUAUGAAAAUGAUGAGCGACCACUUCCUUUGACGACAUCAUUUACUCACCUGAAAGUCUGUUAAACAAUCAAAUCUGACCAGAUCAGUCAAUCAAUCAGAUUUUUGAUGAGUCACCUUAUGUUGUUCAUUCCUCUCCCUGAUCCUUCAUGUUUUUUUGACAUAUGCAUUGGCUAUGGGAAAAAUCUCUCCUUUUAAACAUUCCCAGGUGUUUUUCUUUUCCCCUAAUGAAAGUAACAGUAAAUAUUUAUGAUAAAUUCUUUUAUUAAAAAUAUGUGCAAAUGAUUGGGGGAUUCUUCAAACAUAUCAUAAUGUAAAACGUUGGAAAAGAGCCGUCAUGGGUUUUACUGGCAUUUUAAGUUUGUUUGUUUGUUUGUUUGUUUGUUUGAUUUUCAUACAGCGGACAAAAAUCCUCUCGCACCUUUCUCUUUCCGAGCGAGUAGAUUUAUUUGUAUUACGGUUUCUCUGAAAAGAGGGAGAGUUAGCCACAACGACAGUGUCCUAUUUUACAAAACGGUGUAAAAACUUGCAAUAACACUCAUUUAAAAAAAAUAAUAAAUAACAAGAAAAAAAGUGUACUUCUAGCACAGCGGUUCAAGGAGAUGCUACUGUGUUUUUAAAAGGCGUGUGAGUACAGCAGAACAAGAAAUGACUUUUUAACCAGCAAACUCCCAGGUGAGAUGGAGAUUUUAAACAACUUCGAAGGUCAUUCCAGCACAUUGGACAUAUUAUAUCAUACAGAAUGGCGAGUAUUGCAGAGAAAAUGCUUUUCUUUUUCAGAAGUGUAGAUAAUGCUAUAGUGCAGAUUUCAAUGCUAAUCUCUCUCCUUACAUAUCGGAAAUGGCCACAUCCACCAAACCAAACCAGUCUUUUUCUUUUGAUGUUUGUUUUGUUUUUUUCGCCCACGUCUUUCUCUCUCUCUCUCUCUCUCUCUGUCUCUCUCUCUCUCUCUCUGUGCUUUCCCACUUGUCAUGCCCCCAGCAAAUGCAAUUUUAAACACGCUACACUUGUACCAACGUGCCUUUUAGAGUUCAUAUCAUCACACAGUGCGAGAAGGACGUUAUCAGAAACCUUUUUUUUUAGGAUGCAAGCUUAGGGAGCAUUGUUAGUCAUUAGGUCUAUGCAGUCAGGUGUUUUACAGCCUGGGAUUUAAAAAAGUCAAAAGGAAAAAAACAUAUUUUUUGGAUAAACUGUAUUUAAUGUACUGUAUGCCUGUAUGUAAUUAGAAGGCGUGUCCUGGACAGAGAAUCGUAUAUAUAUAUAUAUAUAUAUAUAUAUAUAUAUAUAGCGAUUUCUUAGUCCUGCCCCAAGUCCACUUUAAACCUCCGCUGUCCCCAAAAGCUCACAGUUUCCACUGACACGUCUGUCAUCAAGCAUUGUAUUAUAGCUUAUUACCUGCUUUUUAUGAAUAUUGGCUUGUCCGUGAGCCGCUGUAGUCUUCAGUACAAAUGUGUGUUUGUAUGUGUAAAAAUGACUCUUCUUUCUCUCUCUUUUUUUUUAAGAAACAUUAUCUCUUAUUCUUUCGCUGUUUUGGGUUUCUGUUCAAAAAAAAAAAGAAUGAAAGAAAAAAGAGGAAAAAACGUGUUCAGCCGUAUGAGAUUCAACAGCGGCUCCUGCUUUUUUGUUUUUUUUCCCUUCUUCAAUCAACACGAGGCACUAAAACUGGAAAAAAAAACUAAAUCUAUUAGAAAAUCAAUAUAUAUAAAUGUAGAAAUAUAUACAGUAUAUAAAAAAAGUGUUGUUUUCAAAAGGAGAGAUUGAUGCAGAAUGGUUUCUGGGUGUUUUUUUUCUUCUUCUUCUUUUCUUUCCCGUGGAGCGCUGUGAUGCAUCAGUGUUCAUAUUAAAAAGAGUGAGACGUGACUCCAUAGUGAUCCGAUGUGUCGUGUGACAGUACGGAAGCCUCUGCAGGACAAAAAGGAUCAGAGCCCAGCUCAUCGGCUGGCUACCGAAACAGACAUUUGUACAUUUUAUGCAACAAACGCGAACUCAAACCAUUAUUUUGAAAUUGUGUACGUAAAAGUUAUAUUUUUACAUGUAGACUGUUGUUAUUUUGUGUUUAGAGAAAACAUUGUAUCGGUUUCUCUCUUUUUUUUACUUUCUUUCUUUCUCUGUUAAAAGGCGAAAAAGUAACAGUAACUCUGUGUCGAAAAAACGUGUCACAUUUGAAAUUGUAGUGAGGUCAAAAAGCUUCGAAAUUGUUUCUUUUAAAGAAAAAAGAAGACUUUGUUUAUAUUGCUGGGAACAUUUUUUUUUUUUUUUUAAGAAAACAAGAGGUUGGAAAAACAAAGGUAUAUAAUAUUUGUCUCAAUCUCUAUGAUCAUGACAUUGCCAUGUUUAAUUGUACUUUUUUGAAGAGAUGUGUGUAAAUAGUCAGGGUUUAUGUCAUUUUGGUUACUGCAGAUGGUAGAAUAAACGCGGUUUUAGAUUCAAACCCAGCAGUUUUUUUGUUUGUUUGUUUGUUUCUUUUUUUUUUAAAUGGCCAGGUUAUAAAUAAAUAAACGAGUCCGCUGUCCGUCUAUGUCAGCAAUCAACAAGAGUUCAGUCCUUGUAAAACACUGAAGAACAGAAUAAUUGGCUCAAGUCAGUUUAACAUGGUGCUUCAAUGCAGAUGUUUGAUAUCACACAUCUUCUUCUCUACCGCUUUAUCCUGUAUUCAGGAUCGCGGAGACCUGGAGCCUAUCCUAGGAGACUUAGGACACGAGGCGGGGUACACCCUGGACAGGGUACCAAUCCAUCGCAGGGCACACACACUCACACACUCAUUAACACACUACGGGCAAUUUUUUGGGAAUGCCAAUUAGCCAACCUGCAUACUGUAUCUUUGGACUGUGGGAGGAAACAGGAGUUCCCGGAGGAAACCCACAAAGUACGGGGGGAACAUGCAAAGUCCAUGGACACAGAGACGGGAAUCGAGCCUGGCCGGGAUCCGAACCCGGACAAGCUCUUAAAAAUAGUUGUUUUUUUUCUAAUAUUAAUUCUGUAUCUGAUACAGAUGAUUUGUUUUUCUAUCUUUAGAUUAAAUUGUGUUACAUUCUGCUUUCAAACACUGACAUUUUCACUGCAGUGUUUCAUCAUAAGUAGAGAAACACUAAAACAGUAACAUUUAAGAACAUUUUCGAGGAAAUGUGGAAAAUGAGAACGAAAUUAAUCAAACAAGGGUUUUUUUUUUCUUUGAUACCAUAAAUGUUAGUGAAAUAAGGGGAAAAAGCUAAAUUGUGCCACAGAAUUUCCAAUUAUUUUUAUAUUGUGUUUUUCUCUUUGUUCAUACUGUAUAUUUUUCAUUUACACAGCUUGUCACAAGAAACAAGCUUGAACACAGUGUUCUCCACUGAUUACCCCCCCCCACCCCCCCGCCUUAUCCAAACACAAACAUGAAGGCUCCAUGAAAACCCAAACUGGAUUGACACAAUUGAGACCCCACGACAGACGAUCUGAUGCACAUAUUUGAUUUGGUUCAUGUUUAACACCAGAAAUUGAUCCUAGGUCUUUCGUACGGAGGGUGAACAAGCUUACCUCUGAGCCACAAAUGCUCAAGCUGGAUUGACAGAAUAAUGAAGAAAAAUGUAUUUGCCACCAAAAACCACUUAUUUUCUAAUAUCCUUUCUACAAUAGGAAGUAAUAUAAUGAAAGUCCGUGGGGCAAGAGCUUAGAAUUUUAUUUUUAUUAUUUUAGAAACACUUUGUCACUGCCAAAUCCACUCUGGAAAAAAAAAAAUGCCAGUAUUUGUAGUUUCACUACAUGUUAAUGAAACGUCUUAAUCCAGGGUGAGAUUAUUCUAUCAGUCCAGCUGUUAGGUUUCUAACAGUGAAAAUAUCCUACACUUUUUGUCUCUCAAUUUUUCUGGAAUUAUGAACAAAUCUUUGCAUCAACAUUUUUUUUUUUUUUUUUUUGCAGUUUACGCUUGUUAUAUGCACAUUUGUGGACGUCUUCCAUGAUGGUUUUCUUUUCAGUCUGUUGUAAAACUCAUUUCUUAAUUUUUGUUUUUUAAGAUUAAUAAAUAAACUAAAUAAAUUACAAACAAGCACAAACUAAAAAUGUGUGUAAACCACAAACAAACAUGAACCUGUUGUAAUGGAAGUAUUACUUUUUCAUUUUUAUGUGUGGUUUUAUUUUAAACAUGUUCAUUAUAUCAUGUGUAACUGUACAAACCGUACAAAAAAAGAGAAGUGGCCUUUUUUCCCCAACCUUGUUACUUGUGAUGCAGUUACAAUAAGAAAAUACGUAUAAGCAGAGAUUUUCCCGUAUACCAGUGCCUGGCUUUUUUUUUUUUCUUUUGUUUUGUUCUGUUUUUCUCUAGAGCUCUUGCUGUAAAUUAGAUUCGCACACUCUAUUAUUAGAGGAAACACUAAUGAGAACUAAAUUUAACCUAUUAUAUUUGGCUUGUUUUUUGCAGGGGCAAUAAUUUUUUUUAUAUCAGAAAAACUGAUGAAGUAAGGAAAGGAAUCAGAACCAGCCGAAAUGGCCAACUUAGAAGUAUUCCUUUUUUUUUUUUUUUUUUUUUUUGGAGUGAUGUGAAAAUUUUAAACAACAUACUUUAUUUUACUAUUUAAUGUCUUUUUGGUUUGUGCUACUCAGACGAAGCUGAAUGGUGUUAAAAAAAAACGAGGGGACAAGCGGAUCCAUCGAAAAACACGAGCAGUUGUUCAAAAACGUUUAAACUAUACAACAGUUACAACUUUUCUCUCUUACUCUCUUUUUUUUUUAUCAAAAUGUCUGGCUGUGCGCCUCAAGCCUUUUAUUAUAAUUUUUUAAUGUUGGUGUUCUUGUUUAUAUUUGUUUAAUUUCAUACACUUUUGUUUUUCAUUACGUUUCUUUAUCAAUUUGAAUUAUGUUUAUUAUAUUAUAAUUAUAAUUAUUAUUGUCAUUGUUAUUGUUGUUCCUUGUUUUAAGACUAGUAUCAGUGUGUAAACGGAUUGUGUGCUGGAGUUUUCUCUUCGAGCCAGCUCAUCCUCGGCCAUUUGCCUGUCGGUUUUCAUCUUGUAGUUAAUCAAUGAAGUCAUGUACAUGACCAUUCUGUAGCAAUAAAUGUGCCAUUUUUAUAACUGACCGCU
Molecule: messenger RNA, 7573 nt
Organism: Clarias gariepinus (North African catfish)
Lineage: Eukaryota; Metazoa; Chordata; Actinopteri; Siluriformes; Clariidae
Product: transcription factor 4-like
Exons: 21
Coding region: 389-2482 (697 amino acids)
Biological process (GO): regulation of transcription by RNA polymerase II
Cellular component (GO): transcription regulator complex
Molecular function (GO): protein dimerization activity; RNA polymerase II cis-regulatory region sequence-specific DNA binding; DNA-binding transcription factor activity, RNA polymerase II-specific
Source: RefSeq, a predicted model, not a curated record